Solanum tuberosum (potato) is the source of this 607-nucleotide messenger RNA. RefSeq names its product DNA-binding protein S1FA-like. Gene Ontology annotation, biological process: regulation of DNA-templated transcription. Lineage: Eukaryota; Viridiplantae; Streptophyta; Magnoliopsida; Solanales; Solanaceae. Gene Ontology annotation, molecular function: DNA binding. Gene Ontology annotation, cellular component: nucleus. The transcript is spliced from 2 exons. The record is from RefSeq and is a predicted model, not a curated record. Bases 111 to 353 code for a protein of 80 amino acids.
CAUUUAGUCCAAAACUGAAGUUCAUUUUCUCCUCCGUCUCUUACUCGACGAUAUCGCCUUCUCCGGCGAUCGGCGUUUGAAAAUUCGAUUUGUUUCUCCGAUUUCAAGCCAUGGAUUUCGAAAAUCAUGAUAACGUGAAGAAUAUGGCUAAGGAUGUUGAAGUGAAAGGAUUCAACCCAGGAUUAAUUGUCUUAAUAGUUGUCGGUGGGCUUCUGUUGACAUUCCUCAUUGGGAACUACUUGCUUUACAUGUAUGCACAGAAAACCCUUCCUCCAAAGAAAAAGAAGCCAGUUUCCAAGAAGAAGAUGAAGAAGGAAAGACUGAAGCAAGGUGUUUCCGCACCUGGAGAAUAGAUGCCCUAAACACACUGCGGUUAAUUCCCUUGUUCAUCUCGAGUAAACUAUGUGAGUUCAUAUUUAGCGGCGUUGUCAAACAGAUGGUUGGACUUGUUAUCAUUUUCAAUUUCCCAUCAUCAUAGUUAGAGCUCAACUUUAGAACUUGUUAAUGUGUAGAAUUUUCCCCUCUUAUUUUCAUAUUAGCUGACGGAGAAGUUGUUUUGCAAGCUACUGAUUUCUCUAUUCUCUUCCCAUAGAACCAUUUCCCCCUA